This is a messenger RNA of Podospora pseudocomata, 6322 nucleotides long. RefSeq lists its product as uncharacterized. Gene Ontology annotation, biological process: protein deubiquitination. The record is from RefSeq and is a predicted model, not a curated record. NCBI's taxonomy places the organism in Eukaryota, Fungi, Ascomycota, Sordariomycetes, Sordariales, Podosporaceae. Gene Ontology annotation, molecular function: cysteine-type deubiquitinase activity. The coding region runs from base 710 to 5269 and encodes 1519 amino acids. The transcript has 6 exons.
CCCUUUCAUCCAACAGAGCGUGAAGACCAUCUUCAACAGCAGCCAACUUUUCACCCCCACUGCUAGGAAAUGCACAGCAUUCUCCUCGCUGCUGUCCGCACCACCGUUUGCCCCUUACCAGAUUCCCAUCUGGUUACCGACGCAGCAACAGCCACAGCCUGACUGAGCUGCUUCUCUAUUGACGCUGUACAUUCAUCAUCGUCAUUCACUGGCUUGGCUCUAGGAAGGCCCUCACUGCCCACUCCGUCCACCGCCUUCUGCAACUUUCUACUUUUGCAAUCCUUACGACGUCCAGAGCUGCCAUAAGCAGCUCACAGUCACCACGUCUUCUUCAAAGAAAAGAAGAGUGACUCGCCAGUCGAGCAGGGAGCACGAGCCCAACGACGUAGUGCUGCCCUCCACUGAAGAAAUCGAUCCGACCUUCUCAUUUACAGAAGCCGCAGGCAUCCCGACUAUAGACACUCCAACCUACGUUCGCCACGGCGACUCGCUGCCACCGUCGGGUGUCCCACCACGUUUGCAAACCCAGUGCAGUUCGGUACCUGACUCGCCCUCUGCUGCGAGCUCCCCGUGCGCUUCAGCCGACCUCUCAGUGGACUUUGACCGGGGCGCAGAGUUUGCCGACUCUGCCUCAAGUCUACGGCCAACAGACUGGACCCUUCCAGGUAGCCAGUCGACUUCAUUCUACAAUACAGCUCACCGUGCUCUCAUGGGGGGUGCUCCCGAUCUUCCCCAGCGGUCCUCGUCCCCGCUCAAACGACCUGCCUCCAGCAUGGAGCCCGAAACGGACAGUACAAACCUGAAAGAGGAUGUGGUUAUGGGAACCGAGAAUGAAUCUGCUGCAAAGGCCAAAGAGGGCAAGGAUGAAGUGAUAGAUGGGGCUCCAUCAAGCCCAAAGCAGUCCACCAGAGAGUUAAAUGGGCUUCCUCUACGGAACGAUAUUCCUCCGCUCGAUCAGCAAAUCAAAACCAUCGAGACUCUCGUCAAGGCGUUUGCUGAGACUCCCAUCCAGGAGGGUGACGAGGCGUACCUAGUGUCAAGGAAAUGGCUUCAACGGGCCCAGGCCUUUGGGCUGGAUAGCAAACAUGUCAGCAAAGAGGUGCCAGAAGGGUCCCUCGGUCCAGUGGACAAUUCGGACAUCAUUGAGACCAAGUUCACAGACUCCAAUGGAGUAGAGUGUGUCAAACUGAAGCCAGGCUUGGGAACGGAGAGUUUCGAGCUGUUCCCCAAAGAUGCCUGGGAUCUCUUGCUCUUCUGGUACGGGCUGGCUACUGGACAAGCUCCGAUUAUCCGGCUUGCACACAACACGGCCCCCGAUGCGGUUUCGGAUCCCGUUAUUCAGUUCGAGUUCCACCCUCCUGUGUUUACUAUACACAGAUUGUGGUCGGCCACGAGCCCGAUUCCUAUAGAGCAGGAAAUCAAGCUCAAGAAGCCACCCCCUCCCAUUGUGGUUCAGAGUACGUCCUUCAGCUAUCACAAGUUCCUUAGACGAGUCAAGGAGCUUGCUAGUGUGGCACCGGACCGCAAGGUGCGCGUAUGGCGAGUUCUGCAGACCAUCCCCGCCACGGAAACCCCAGCCUCGGAGCCCUCAGAAUCCUCUGGGAUGAUGAAGACUCCUCCGGACUCUCCAGUUCAAGAGGUUGGCCUUCCCGAUGGAUUUCCUGCCGUCCCCGGGGCUUGGCCUGAGAUGCUUGUUGAUGUGGUAACUUUUGGGCAGUUGGAGAAGGGUGUCCAACGCGCCCUUGUUGAGGCACAGGACACAACUGUCCAUGCCAACUACAACGGCAAGAGGAGCCUGUCGCUGGUAGGCCUCAAUGUCGAUCAAACCCUUGUUCUGGACGAAGAAGUGGAGCGUCAGGACUGGGUGUCUACAUAUAGCGGUUCCAACGGCAAGAAUUUGACAACUAGGAAUAGCUCAACCGCUGUCGUUCAGGCCCGGGCCAACGUCAGCGGACGUAGCAGCCCCGCGCUUUCGGCACCUCUCACCAGAGGCCGCGCCCAGCAAAAGUCGGGGCGGACCCACGGCUGUGUAGGACUCCAGAACUUGGGCAACACGUGCUACAUGAACUCUGCUCUUCAGUGUCUGCGUGCCGUCGAGGAACUCACAAAGUAUUUCCUCACUCAUGAAGCGAAAAAGGAGAUCAACACCGACAAUCCUCUCGCCCAUGGUGGAGAUGUUGCCCUCUCCUACGGACGGUUGCUUGAAGAAAUCUACAAGGAACCCACACCAAACUCGGUUGCACCACGCCAAUUCAAGAGCGUUAUCGGUCGGUAUGCUCCUGCCUUCUCGGGAUAUGGCCAGCAGGAUUCGCAAGAGUUCCUUGGCUGGCUUCUCGAUGGUCUCCAAGAGGAUCUCAAUCGCAUCCUCAGGAAGCCGUAUAUUGAGAAGCCCGACUCUACCGACGAGAUGAUCAACAACCCUGCAGCGAUUCGGGAGAUGGCCCUCCAGGUUUGGGACAUUACGAAGCGGAGAGAUGACUCGGUCAUCUCUGAUCUGUUCACCGGCUUGUACAAGUCUACUCUUGUGUGCCCCGAAUGCAACAAGAUCAGCAUCACGUUCGACCCUUUCACCAACUUGACCCUUCCCCUCCCCAUGGCAAACUCGUGGUCCAGAGAGAUCAGGUUCUAUCCGCUGAAUGAUGCACCCGUCAACAUUGUCGUUGAUAUCGACAAGAACAGCAGCAUCAAGGGAUUGAAGCAGUUCAUUUCGCAGCGUGUUGGGGUACCUGUCGACCGUCUCAUGGCUUCCGAGGAAUUCUCGGGCAAAUUUUUCAAGCACUAUGAUGACAUGGCGACUGUCUCUGACGACAUCUCUAGCAACGAUAUCGUCGUUGUUCAUGAGCUCGAGGCUCCCCCCUCAAACCUGGCCUUGACCAAAGACUCAAAGAAGCAAAAGAUCAAGUCUCUUUUGGCUGACAAUGAUGAGGAAGACUUGGAGGAUCCUAUGGUACAAAGCAUGGUUGUUCCUGUCUUGCACAUGUGUUCACAGGGCAAAGCCAAGCGCAAGAAGAGCGUUCUGGUGCCGCCGCACUUUAUCGUGCUGAACCCAGAGGAGGCAUGCAGCGAAGACAUCAUCCGGCGGAAAAUCUUGGAGAAGGUGGCGACGUUUACCACACAUCCUGAACUUGCUGCGUUGGAGGAAACCGACGCAGGCGAUAAUAUUGAUCCGGAGAUGGCCAAUGUGGCCUCGGAUGUUGAUUCUUCAGGCGACUCGAAGAUAGUAGCGAAGUCGGUUGAGGGUGAAGAAGACAUUGUCGACGUCACCAUGGCUGAUGCAAACGAUGCGCCCAAGCCAGCAGCGUCCAGCGGGGCUGAACAAUCCUCACAGGCGCUGAAGGCAUCCAAGUCACAGCGACCCAAGUGGAUAGACCCCGAAGAGUUCCUUGCGCCGCAGUUCCAGAACCUGUUUGAUCUCAGCUUCUUCUCGGAAGGCACUAUGACCAUACCUACUGGGUGGCAGUCUGUGACCGAGGGGAAUGCGUACCCGAGACUCAGCACCAGGCAGCCAAAGCUGAUAAUGUCGGAUGUCGAGAUGCAGAGCCCCGGAGCUUGGGCCAACUCUGAUGCUAGCGGCAGCGACGAAGUGAACGAGGUCACUCGCAUGGCAGAGGAAUCCAGCGAUGAUGACUCGGAUUUCCCUCAUCAAGUCAAGGACCUCCAGUCACGAGCGAUUGAACCGCCAUCCCACCACGUGAACGCGCGCGGUGGUAAGAAGAAGAUGAAGGCUCGCCAACAGCAGAUGUAUGGCAAGAAGGCCAAGAAGCGGUUCGAAAAGCAACAGAAGGGCCGCAUGCAGAAGCAACACGCAAGCCGGCGUGAUACCGGUCCCAUUGAAGGUCCCCUGGUCCGUCUAGGUGAAGGUAUCAUCGUGGACUGGAACGAGGAGGCCUGGGAGGCUCUCUUUGACGGCCAGCCAGGAGAGUCAAUGCGCGGCUGCAAGACCUUUGAGAAUGUAGACACUCUGGUGGACCCUGCCCUUGAAGCCAAGAAGAAGCAAAGAGCUCUGCGUGCAAAGCAUGGCAUUACACUUGAGGAUUGCCUGAACGAGUUUGAGAAGGAGGAAAUCCUGUCAGAGCAGGAUACGUGGUACUGCCCACGCUGCAAAGAGCAUCGACGGGCUAGCAAGAAGUUCGAUCUCUGGAAGACGCCAGACAUUCUAGUCGUCCACCUCAAGCGUUUCAGUUCUGUUGGAUACCGCAGGGAAAAGCUCGACAUUCUGGUUGACUUUCCAGUGGAAGGACUCGAUCUGACUUCUCGGGUCAUCGACAAGGAGGACGGGAAACAAGAGAUUUACGACCUCAUUGCCGUUGAUGACCAUUGGGGUGGUUUGGGUGGUGGUCAUUAUACUGCCAAAGCCAAGAACUUCAACGAUGGCUCCUGGUAUGAGUAUAACGACACGGGUGUGAGUAAGUGCAGCGAUUCUCAAAAGGUUGUCAGUGCUGCUGCGUACCUUCUCUUCUACAGAAGACGCUCUGAAACACCGCUGGGCGGACCCAAGUUUCAGGAGAUCUUCGACAAGUAUGACAGCCAGAUUGCCUCCGCCGAUCAAGACAUGUCCGACUCGGGGGAAGGGCAGCGUCUCGGCCUAAGCUCCUCCCUUCGUGGAUCGCCGAGCGCUUCGACCGGAGCAGGUCUAACUCUCCCUCGAGGAAAACGUGGUUUGGUUAGCGACGACUCUGACCGCGCGGGACAGGCCCUUAUCCCUGCUGACCCUGAACUGCCAUCCUAUCAGGCAAGCGUGGGGAAUGGUGACGAGGAUACCGAGAUGGGCGCUGCGCUGUGGGAUCAAUCCACGUUGCACAACAGCAUUGAGGGUGAUGAGGAUGAGGGCAUCGGCCUUCCCGACUACGACAAUGGCGGUAUGGCCGGCAUGACUUCGGUUAUUGGCUCGAACUGGAAUUUCCAGAACAUCAAGCCUGGCUCGGUGGCGUCUGACGGGGACAUUGCUAGCGAUAUUGCGCAGAACGACAACUCGUCCAACGACGACGGCUUUGCGGCCGGGGACGAGAUGGAUGAAGUCUUCAUGAGUGGUCCAUCACUGGAAUUUAUUGAGCAUGAGCCGACAUUCCCCGAAGAAGAGAUCCCAGCGCCUCCCGCCGAAGCACAGAACUUGUUUGAUCAGAUAGCCGAGGACAAAUGGGCACAGCAGCAGAUUCACACCGUACCUGCUGAUAUUGCCGAUGAUCAUGCCAGCGACAAGGUUGCUGAGAUACGGGUUGGUGACGGAGGCGAGGACCAACAGGCUCAGGUGCAAAAACCGAGUGCUUAGGUUUCAGCUCGGUCUUCAGGAGGUGCAGAGCCAGAGCUGGCCUAGUAUACCCCUCGGCCGUACAAGCCUUCUGGUGACCCACCCGAAGCGCAUCCGGAUACCGAUGUCAAGGAGGGUCUGGAUAAUCUUUUGGACUGGGUAGACGGAAACACGCAAAGCACUUAGGAAAUGUCGGACCGGGUGGAUUUUGACCAUGAAGAAGAAGAGUCGGUCACCACCACCAGUGUUAAACAACCUGUACAAAUCAAGACGCCCCCGGUUAUCGCAUCGCCCAACCCUACACGACUUCCCAUCCCGACCUUUUCAUUUGCAGGUAUAAAGCCCCAGUCGGCGAAGUCAAACUAUGGAGCUUUACGUCGUGUAACAGUCAAGAAUCUCUCAGCCUCCUCUACAUUGCUUAAACGGCCACAAGGUUGUUCUGCUCAUAUAAGUACACUUGGACGUAUCAAGCUGCCUCCGCUUGAUCGGCAGCCUGGCCAUUCAAGAAAUACAUUCCCCAGACUUUCACAACUUCCCACUCCUGGUGCAUCUCUUAGAGGUGUCAAACUGCCUUCGCUUACAGAACUUGGACUUUUGAAAAUCACAUUACCGGGGCUUCCGGAACUUCCUUACACUUCAUCUGCAGGUACCAAGCCGCCUCGGCCUAGGCGGGAGAUUGACCCUUUGGAGGUUAUGAUACCCAAGUUUGCGCGUCUUUCUGGUCAUGUUAUGGGGAGGAACCCGUCUCUGUUGAGGAAUGAGGUCGGAUUCUCGGAGUCGAACCAGAGUUCAUCCCCGAAAGGAAAAGAAAAAGAGAGGAGGAUGGCGACGAGAAGGAAAAGAAUAAAGACAAGGGCGAAGGAAUGGGAAGGGAGAGUAAGUGGGGAAUUGUUCACUUCUAGGGGCUUGGGCUUGGUUAGGGCAGAGGAUAAAUGGGGAUGGGGAUGAUGGGUAGUGAUAGAGUGGGGUUUGGUGAUGGAGUAAAAUUGUACCUAUUAUGCACAGACAUGAAUAUGGGAGUGAGAUGCGGCGUCACAUACAUAACAUACAUUUGCUGCUUUGGAAGAGGAGACU